AUGAUUACUACAGUGCAAGAAAUCAGCAAAUGGAGAAACCUGUGCUUCAUUAGGAUGCAAUCUCGCAAAUGGUACCCAGUACUUAAAAAGACUCCUUUAGUAGCGGACGGUCGAAAGAUCAUUAAACAUGCCGAUAAAGUUCCUCAUCCGGAAGAAAUAAUUCACCCAUUUUACCAACCAACAGCAAUAGAACAAUUCACGGCAUGCGCUACGGAAUACAAUCCUAGCCUGCUUGAUGGCAAAAAAAUUGCUCCAUCACUGAUAAAACACCCGGUGAGCCUAAAAACCAUACUAGUUGAUAGCAAAUUAAAGUUUGAUGAUAUUAGGGGAGUGAAUAAAUGGUUGAUGGAAUUCGUUGCAAGACGACAACAUCAAAGAAAUAUUGUACUUACACCUGCGAGCAAAAGCGUUAGAUCUUUUCACGUUCUGCAUUUGUCUUCAACCGAUAUUGCCAAAUUAAGAGGUCUUGAAAAUAUAUUAUCAGAGAUUGAAAACACGAAUGAUUUGCAAUCCAGGGUCGAGUCCGUAAAUAAUGAACUACAGAAUAUUUUUGACCGCGACAGUAAACAGACAAGAUUAUUUUGCGAGAAUAUACUGGCUUAUUUGAUAAAGAAUUAUGGAAACUCGACUGAAAAACUUAUACUACUAAUAAAUGUUACUGAGAUGCAAUUAUAUUCACGUUUAGACCAAAUGAAGGCCAUGAACAUUAUUUUAUAUAAUAUCCUUUGUAAAGUGGAAGCAAAUGAAAACCCACCGUACAGUCCCACAUUGGUUACCGCACUAGAAAACCUAUUGGCAGCGAUCAACAACAGAUUUUUUCCAGGGCGUUGCGAAAAUUCAUUGCACCCAAUAGUAAUUGAACAACUAUUAUCAUAUUUCAUUAAAACCGGCAAUUUGAAUGAAAGCAAAAAUUUUUUGGGCCAUUUAAUAAAAAAGGGUAUUUUACCAGAGGCUACUAUCAUUAAUAGAUAUUUGGAGGCAAUUGAUGUUCAUUUCGAUAAAAGCACUAAGAUUUUUGAUAUAAGAUCCAAAUUUGCAUUCAUAGCAGAUCUUGCACCCAUAAUAGAAAAUUAUGGAACAAUAGACCUGUUCAAAUUUUUGAUACCUAUGUGCCGGCAUUUCGACGAAUUGUGUUCUCUGCUAAAUAUUAUUCGAAAAUCCAAUAACGCAAAACGGGCUGUGGAUAGCACCUUACCUAUUUUUAUCAAAAAAGUAUUAACAUUUACUAAAGAUCCAAUGAUCAACUCCGGAAAUCUAUCCACUGUUUUCAAUAUAGUGAGCCCAAUAUAUGGACAAAACGUGCCCAGCGAAUUCGUGGAGAAAUUUAUACUGUCUUUUGCACUUCAAGGAAAUUACACUAUGAUGGCUCAUAUGAUAGAUACAUAUAAGAUCAAACUAAGUCAUAAAUACCAACUACAAAUUAUUAGGGCUCUCAAAAAUAGUGAGAGAAAUCACGCGCUUAAGAAUACGGGCGCUGUAGGUUAUAAUAAGGAAUUUAAAAAGUACUUCAUCGAGAAAUAUUUGAAUUGCACUGAACGAGAAGCUUUACGCCCAUAA
Messenger RNA from Saccharomyces cerevisiae S288C, 1557 nucleotides. RefSeq names its product Aep1p (gene AEP1). The coding region runs from base 1 to 1557 and encodes 518 amino acids. Lineage: Eukaryota; Fungi; Ascomycota; Saccharomycetes; Saccharomycetales; Saccharomycetaceae. The record is from RefSeq and is marked reviewed. Gene Ontology annotation, biological process: regulation of translation. Gene Ontology annotation, molecular function: translation regulator activity. The transcript has a single exon. Gene Ontology annotation, cellular component: mitochondrion.